GAGGAACUUAUGUGGCAUUGUAAAUAAGAACUUAUGUGGCACCGUGAAUUAGAAGAGGUAGGGACAUAAAUUUAAGUCGAACAGUGAGGCACAAAGUUUCAAGCUAUCUAAUGAGUGAGCAGGACUUUCACUGUUCUGUUGACAGAAGAACUAGCAGCAUGCUGACCACUUUUAUCCUUUUUUCGCUGCAGCUACUAAACAGGACAUCUCAGUUGUGAAGGUACAUUUUGGCAAUUAUAUUUUGGAAGGCAAAUUCCUCUAGGCAUGGCCAAGAAACAAAAGUGAAAGGUGGGGUCUAUCUUUGUAGAUCGUAACUUUUCAAGGAAAGCUAGGUCUAGUGGAGUGCUAACACAAUGGAAAGUCCUGAGUAUUGUGAGAUAAACUCAAAUAUGACUCUCGACUACAUAAACCAACUGUUAAUGGAUGAGGGCACUGAUGAGAAGGACAGCAUAUACCAACAAUUUGAUGCACUUCAGGCCAUAGAGAAGCCAUUUUAUGAUAUUCUUGGACAGACAUAUCCAUCCUCACCUAAGGAGACAAUGAUCAGUGGAGAUACCGAAGUAGAUUGUCCCCAAGACAAUUAUAGUAAACAGGCACGCAGUGGUUGUUUUGUCAAUGACGUUUUAGGACCACAAGGUACGCACCUGGUAACUCAUGAUUGGACUUCUGAAUGUGACCGUUUGUCUUUGCAAUUUGAGAGAGGUGCUGAGGAAGCAAAUAAGUUAGUUCCCAGUAUUGUGAAAUUGGUUGAUCUGGACAGUAAUGGGCUUUCUGAUUCCAAUCAAAUGAUAGAAGCAACAAUUGGACAAAAGGGCAAGCAUGUAAGCAAAAUACGAAGCCAUGUGGACUUGGAGUUUUUGGAAGCAAGGAACAGUAAGCAUUUGGCCAUCUCGGCUAGUGAAACAACCCGGGAUGAAAUGUUUGACAGUGUUCUGCUCUGUGAUUGGCAGUUUAAUUGUGAUGCUGCUCAUCUUAGAGAAAUCAAGGAAAAACAAGCAAACAACAGUUCGCAGAAUGUUUGGAGAAAAGGAUAUGGUCAAGGGCAAGUGAAGUUGCGAGUUAAGAAAGAGGAGGGGAUUGACCUCAGGGCUCAUCUCAUGCAGUGUGCACAAGCAAUCGUAGUAAACAACCUUCCAUUUGCCAGUGACCUACUGGAGAAGAUAAGGUGUCACGCUUCACCAUAUGGAGAUGGCUCUCAGAGGCUGGCACUUUACCUUGCAAAUGGUCUUGAUGCACGCUUGGCCGGAACAGGGAGUCAUGUGUAUCAGAAACUGAUGGAGAAACGAACAAGGGCCACAGACAUGUUAAAGGCCUACCGCCUUUUCAUUGCAGUGUGCCCUUUCUCUAAGGUAGCAUACUACUUCUCCAACCAAACAAUUGUAGACCUAUCAAACGGACGACCAAAGGUGCAUAUCAUUGAUUUUGGCAUCACACUAGGCUUUCAGUGGCCAUCACUAAUCCAGCGCUUUGCGAAGCGAGAAGGUGGGCCCCCUAAGCUUCGUAUCACAGGCAUAGAUGCACCUCAGCCAGGUUUUCGCCCCCGUGCAAUAAUUGAGGCGACAGGAAAACGGUUGGCUGAGUAUGCAGAAAUGUUCAAUGUACCUUUUGAGUACCAAGGUAUCGCCUCACAAUGGGAAGAUAUCUGCAUCGAGAAUCUCAAUAUUGACAAUGAUGAGGUGCUUAUAGUCAACUGCAUGUACCGAACAAAAUAUCUUGGCGAUGAGACAGAAGACAUAGAUAGUGCAAGGGAUAGGGUACUGCGUACCAUGAAGAGGAUCAACCCAGAGGUUCUCAUUCUUGGCGUUCUAAAUGGGCUCUACAGCUCCCCAUUCUUCCUGCCACGAUUCAGAGAGGUUUUGUUCCAUUAUUCUGCGCUGUUUGACAUGCUCGAUGCAACUGCUCUCCGGAGUCAUGAAGAUAGGAUACAGCUAGAGAGGGAUCUGUUUGGGCCAGAAGCACUUAAUGUUGUAGCGUGUGAGGGUGCAGAAAGGAUCGAGAGGCCAGAGACUUACAAACAAUGGCAAGUGAGAUGUCUCAAGGCUGGGUUCAAGCAACUUCCUGUUGAUAAAGCAAUCCUGAAGAGAUCAAUAGACGAAAAAAACAAGCAUUAUCAUGAAGGCUUUGUCAUUGACGAAGAUAGCAGAUGGCUGCUACAAGGAUGGAAGGGGAGGAUAAUGCAUGCGGUAUCCUCAUGGAAACCAAAAGAAUCGUACACUAAUCAGUAAGAUCCAAGUAGAUCUUUGUGAGAAAGCCAGCUAAAUUUGUAAUGAUGGUGUGAGGACCUUUAGGCAAUUUUCAGAAGAAUGCUUAAGUUUCGCAAAUUACUUCUCAUGUUUGUGGAUAUUAGAGACAAUCUUGGAUAAAGACACACUGAAAUUUUGGCUUUUACAUAUCGUCUAGUCUAGACUCUCAUUUGAACAACUGUACUGCCACAUUAAACAAGGCAUAAAUGAAUUUUGGG
Molecule: messenger RNA, 2461 nt
Organism: Sorghum bicolor (sorghum)
Lineage: Eukaryota; Viridiplantae; Streptophyta; Magnoliopsida; Poales; Poaceae
Product: scarecrow-like protein 9
Exons: 1
Coding region: 354-2225 (623 amino acids)
Biological process (GO): regulation of DNA-templated transcription
Cellular component (GO): nucleus
Molecular function (GO): DNA-binding transcription factor activity; sequence-specific DNA binding
Source: RefSeq, a predicted model, not a curated record